Messenger RNA from Daucus carota subsp. sativus, 1771 nucleotides. RefSeq names its product serine/threonine-protein kinase STY13. Bases 399 to 1547 code for a protein of 382 amino acids. The transcript is spliced from 6 exons. Gene Ontology annotation, cellular component: plasma membrane. Gene Ontology annotation, molecular function: ATP binding; protein serine/threonine kinase activity. NCBI's taxonomy places the organism in Eukaryota, Viridiplantae, Streptophyta, Magnoliopsida, Apiales, Apiaceae. The record is from RefSeq and is a predicted model, not a curated record. Gene Ontology annotation, biological process: protein phosphorylation.
UCCCUAUUUCAAGCCACCCACUCUUUCUUCAUAAAUUCCCUCCACCCCCCUUAUUCUGUUUUCCCCUUUCAUUUACUCUUCUAUCUCCUCCACAAAAUUCUUCCUUUUCCCCUCAAAAUUUCAAUUUUUUCAACAUGUUUUUAUCUAUUUUUCUUUGAUUUCAUCAUUUUUAGGUGUCUUUUUGCUAUACUUUUAAACCCUUUUUUCCUCUAUUUUUUUCUUGAGUGUUUGUUCAACUUUCUUGAGUAGUUCUUGAAAGUUCAAAGACUAGAACUUUACUUUGUUUCUUCAGUUUUGUUCUUGGGUAAUCUUAUAAUUAGUCCUAUAUAUCCACAUACUCAUACAGAAUUGUAAUCUUUUUGUGUUCUUGAAGUUUUUGGUAUUGGAUUAGUAGUAAAAUGAGUGGUGAAGGGGAUAAUUCUGUUGUGGGAGAUGGGGUUUUGAUGGGCUCAAACUCAAAGGAUGUCAGCAAAGAUUAUAUGAGGGCAGAUAAGAUUGAUUUCAAGAGUUGGGAUCUUCAGUUAGAGAAGCACUUGAGUAGGGUUUGGUCCAGAGACAGAGAAGUAGGGGGAGGAGGAGUGCCUACAAAGAAGGAGGAAUGGGAAAUUGAUUUGGCUAAGUUGGAUAUAAGGAAUGUUAUUGCUCAUGGUACUUAUGGUACUGUAUAUAAAGGUUCUUAUGAUGGUCAGGAUGUUGCAGUGAAGGUACUGGACUGGGGGGAGGAUGGUCUUGCCACAGCUGCUGAAACUGCUGCUCUUCGGUCAUCAUUUCAGCAGGAGGUUGCCGUCUGGCAUAAACUUGAUCAUCCGAAUGUCACAAAGUUCAUUGGUGCUUCAAUGGGAACAUCAAAUCUUAAGAUUCCUUCCAAGAACACUUCAAGUGAUGUACAUAACUCCCCUCCUUCUAGAGCUUGCUGUGUUGUGGUUGAGUACUUAACAGGAGGAACACUGAAGAAAUACUUAAUCAGGAACGCAAGAAAGAAACUUGCAUUCAAGAUUGUUGUUCAACUCGCUUUGGACCUCUCAAGAGGUUUAAAUUAUCUCCACUCCAAGAAGAUUGUGCAUCGUGAUGUUAAAACAGAAAAUAUGCUGCUAGAUAUCAAUAGAACCCUGAAGAUUGCUGAUUUUGGUGUUGCUCGGGUUGAAGCACAGAAUCCUAGAGAUAUGACUGGGGAAACCGGUACACUUGGUUACAUGGCCCCUGAGGUCCUUGAUGGAAAGCCUUACAACAGAAAAUGUGAUGUCUACAGUUUUGGCAUAUGCUUAUGGGAAAUUUACUGCUGUGACAUGCCAUACCCAGAUCUUAGCUUUGCUGAAGUAUCUUCUGCAGUCGUUCGCCAGAAUUUGCGACCAGACGUGCCAAGAUGUUGUCCUAGCCCAUUUGCAAGCAUCAUGCGGAAAUGUUGGGAUGCAAACCCAGAAAAACGUCCGGAAAUGGAUGAGGUUGUGAGGUUGUUAGAAACAAUAGAUACGAGCAAGGGAGGUGGCAUGAUACCUGAGGAUCAAGCCCGUGGUUGCUUCUGUUUCACAGCAGGUCGUGGCCCGUAAUGAUCCAAUCUUUACUCCUACAUUACGGCUUGUUGUGUCAAAGUAUCUUCUGUCUGAGUUCAUUGCUAGCCUGUAAUGGUACGUGAAAUGUUUUGUACUUUAGGAGAACAUUAGUGGAUAAAACACUUCAUUUUCUCUUAAAUCUAUAUAUCGGUAAAUAAGUUUUACCUUUGCCUAAUUGAUGACAUUUUAUAGUAAAAUUAAAAUCUCCUGUUAUUGAUAGA